Dacryopinax primogenitus is the source of this 1029-nucleotide messenger RNA. RefSeq lists its product as uncharacterized. Lineage: Eukaryota; Fungi; Basidiomycota; Dacrymycetes; Dacrymycetales; Dacrymycetaceae. The transcript is spliced from 3 exons. The record is from RefSeq and is a predicted model, not a curated record. Bases 1 to 1029 code for a protein of 342 amino acids.
AUGGAGAUGGAGAAGACACUAGAGAUGGUGUUUGGACUGAUUGUAUUCACCUCAAUGCAGGUUCACCAGUUCUCCCUGCAAGCGUCUCCUGCUGCAGGGAAGCUGUGGACAAGGAUGAGCCAAUGGCCAAGUCAUGUGGGCUUGGAGCUGAGCUCUGACCUCAGGAUGAAGUUUGAGAACAUCACCUAUGCAAAGUUCUUCAAAUCACAGCAGGGGAUGUGGAUCUGUCAGGGAAGGGAGGGUGUGGUGCAGGUCAGAAAGGAUGAGUUGUUGAUCUGCCUGCUGGGCGGAGUGAAUGAGGACAGGCCCCAGGUAGUCAAAGAACUGGGCAGGGCACUGCCUGUUGUGGCUCAAGACCAUAACUCAUAUGGGAGGAGACAACCAGAGGUAAGCAAUGGAUCCCCAGCUCCUGUGCACCUGAGGAAUGCCGAACCUGGGCCCAGGAUGGUGGAGGAUGUGAAGCUGAGCAACCCUAAGCAUCCACGCUGGGGUAGCAGAGUGGUUACACUUGAUGCCAACAAUUUGCUGGAUAUGGAGGAUGUGAUCAAUGGCAUUGAAGCAGCCAUGCUGACAGCAAUGGACUGGGAAGGCACCAUCAACCUGACUUUGCCACCACCAGAGCCUGCACCCAUCACUGUCAAGCUGCCAUCCUCCCCUGCCCAACUUCUGCUCCUGGAGGUGCUGGACAAGAUGUGGCCCGGGUUGCAGACUUUUAAUGAAGUCAUGCGCAACAUCACCCGCAUCCGUGGCUAUACGGACAAGGCUAUGCCGGGCCAUGUUCUUUGGGGGGAAGCCUUCAAGCAGGUGCAUGGUUUCAAGGGCAAGUACAAAACUUGGUAUGAACAUGCCAAGUUGUUGGAGUCCACCAGCCUGAAGAAGCUCAUCAAAAGGUUCAGCAAAUGGCCAGGGAGUACAUGGGCGAGUUUCUGGCUGUGUGCCUGGAGGAAGAAUGAUGGACAUCUGAAGGAUGGCAAGGUGGAGAUGGACAAGCAGGCUUGGUGGGUGGAGUCAGAUGAAGAGGGAGAGUAA